Chenopodium quinoa (quinoa) is the source of this 873-nucleotide messenger RNA. Its product is annotated as aspartic proteinase nepenthesin-2-like. Gene Ontology annotation, cellular component: extracellular region. The record is from RefSeq and is a predicted model, not a curated record. The transcript has 2 exons. Bases 1 to 873 code for a protein of 290 amino acids. NCBI's taxonomy places the organism in Eukaryota, Viridiplantae, Streptophyta, Magnoliopsida, Caryophyllales, Amaranthaceae.
AUGCCAUUAAUCCCACCAUUAUCUCCGCGAUCACCAUUCUACACUCACGUACUCGAAGCCAACAACAUCUUAUCACCUAAAACAAAUAUCACCUUAAAUAAUGAAAACCACUACAUGACAUGGCUUCUUUCGGUAUCCCCAAACGAAGCGGGUGAAGUCGAGUUUAAAAACACAGAAGGCCAUUAUGUAACGUACAUGUACAUGGGCACCCCAGACCCAGAGCAAUUGGCGUAUGUUACAUUCGACACAAGGAGUGGUUUGACAUGGUUCCAAUGCGAGAGGCAUGAUGCAUCUAAAUACCCGUGGUUUAAUCGAACAAAGUCACAAAGCUAUAACAUGAUAUGGUGUGAUGACGAGCAGAAGUGCAUAACCAGCAAGAUUAUCAAAGGUUGCGAAGAUUGCGAAGGAAGAGGAAGAAUUCCUUGUACAUUUAGCGUUAGGUAUGAAGAUGGAGGUCAAGCUAAAGGGGUGAUGGGUAUCAAAAACACCGUGUUUAAAAUUAGACAAGAAAAGUAUUUGAUUAAUUUUAGGUUUGGACGUAGUUUAGAAAACAACCUCAAAGGGAUGGGGAUCAUAGGUGGAGGCAACAAUGUGUACUCUCUCCCAAACCAACUCUACACAGAUGAUCCCAGGUUUUCAUACUGUAUAUCAAGGGACCAAACUCAAAUCAACUUCGUCGAAUUUGGUCCUGAUGCAAACCUUAUAGGCCAAGCCUACAACAUGACCAAAAACCCCCACACUGAAUUUUAUUACCUUGACGUGCGUGGCAUCACGAUGGAUUUCGAAUGCUUAGAUAUGGCGGAAGAUGUAUUCAAGAUGUCUGAAUACGGAACACAAGGCUUUAUCAUAGACUCAGGCAGCACCAUAACUUAA